AUGUCUAAAAUAGAAAUUAUAACCGAAAAUGUAACCAAUGGGCAUACAGGUGCCGUUCAAACUAUUCAAUAUACUCAAUCUCAAAUGGUUGGUCAUGGAUCAUUUGGAGUUGUAUUCCAAACUCAAAUAUUACCUACUAAUGAAAUUGCUGCUAUGAAAAGAGUAUUACAAGAUAAACGAUUUAAAAAUCGUGAAUUACAAAUUAUGAAAUUAGUUCAUCAUCGAAAUAUUGCUGAUUUAAAAUAUUAUUUUUAUACUAAUAAUGAAAAACAAGAAUUAUAUUUAAAUUUAAUCUUGGAAUUUGUACCAGAGACUUUAUAUAAAGCCAGUCAUUAUUAUGUUCUGAAACGUUUAAGUAUGCCACCAUUAGAAAUUAAAUUAUAUUGUUAUCAAAUGUUUAGAGCAUUAAAUUAUAUUCAUUCUCAAGGAAUUUGUCAUCGUGAUAUAAAACCACAAAAUUUAUUAAUUAAUCCUGAUUCUGGUGAAUUAAAAUUAUGUGAUUUUGGUUCUGCUAAGAUUCUAAAUCCAAAUGAACCAAAUGUUUCAUAUAUUUGUUCAAGAUAUUAUCGAGCUCCUGAAUUAAUAUUUGGUGCUACUAAUUAUACUACUAAGAUUGAUGUUUGGUCAGCAGGAUGUGUAAUGGCAGAAUUAAUAUUAGGACAACCUUUGUUUCCAGGAGAAUCAGGAAUUGAUCAAUUAGUUGAAAUUAUUAAAAUAUUAGGUACCCCAUCAAAAGAACAAAUUAAAUCUAUGAAUCCAAAUUAUAUGGAACAUAAAUUCCCACAAAUAAAACCAAUACCAUUAUCAAAAAUAUUCAAAAAAAUGAAUAAUGAUUGUAUACAUUUCCUAAUUAGAAUAUUACAAUAUUCACCAAUUGAUAGAAUUUCAUGUAUUGAAGCUUUGGUAGAUCCAUAUUUUGAUGAAUUAAAAAAUAUUCAAACAAAAUUACCAAAUUAUCGAAAAAUUUUUAGUCAACAAUUUCAUCAAUCAACAAAUCCAAAUACUCAUUCGAAUGCUGCAAAUUAUCAAUUAUAUAAUUCUCAACCUGAUUUAAAAGAUUUACCUCCAUUAUUUGAUUUUAAUGAUCGAGAAUUAUCAGUAGCACCAGAAUUAAAUUAUAGAUUAGUUCCUGAUUGGGCAAUGGGUCAAUUACAAUUGAAACAACUGAUUAAUCAUCUAAAUGAAUUUAAUCCAAUGAAUCCUGAAGAAAUGAUUGUAACACUUGAAUAA
Messenger RNA from Hemisphaericaspora subhashii, 1230 nucleotides. RefSeq names its product serine/threonine protein kinase (gene RIM11). Bases 1 to 1230 code for a protein of 409 amino acids. Gene Ontology annotation, biological process: protein phosphorylation; signal transduction. The record is from RefSeq and is a predicted model, not a curated record. Gene Ontology annotation, cellular component: cytoplasm. Gene Ontology annotation, molecular function: ATP binding; protein serine/threonine/tyrosine kinase activity; protein serine/threonine kinase activity. Lineage: Eukaryota; Fungi; Ascomycota; Pichiomycetes; Serinales; Debaryomycetaceae. The transcript has a single exon.